AUGGCAAAACCAGAUAACAAUGGGAGCUGGCUCAUUUCUGCCAUGAUGAUUUCAUGGGUUUGGUCGGUUCUGUUGUAUUUCGUACGUGUUUGGGCGAAAUUGAGCGUGAAGCGAUGGGGCUCCGAGGAUUAUACUGUGACUACGGCUCUUCUGGCGUCAACGAUGGAUAUUGGGGUGGCAUACCGGGCAAUUCGAAGAGGCUAUGGUCUGCCAGUAAGCCAGAUUCUCGACGAGAACAGAGUCAAAGUUGAACAGUUAUUAUACGCCACGCAGCAACUAUAUGUCCUUGCUCAUGGGCUAUCCAAGAUAUCCACAGGGCUAUUUAUUAUACAACUCUCAUAUUCCGGUCCUCAAGCAAAACCAGGUUACGUCCUGGUCGCUGCAACUACUCUCUGGACUGUGGCAUCUAUGCUAGCCGUAGCUUUUCGAGGUGAUCUCAACAAUCCCUGGCGAACAUUGGAUGGAUCAAAGACAAUGCACCAUCGGUGGAUUGUCAUAGAGAUAACGGGUCUCGCAAUUGAGAUUCUGUUACUAUUGCUAGCGACCAAUCUUGUCAAUGGGCUGCACGCAAACGCACGAAAACGAUUUACAAUCCUGGCCGCAUUCGGAGCUCGUAUACUAUUGAUCCCCCUUGUCGCCAUACGGCUGCACCUGCUCUCACCAUCUGUAAACACGCUUCCCACCAGCACAAGCAUCGUGCCCAGCAUCGUGACCGAAGUGACCCUUCAUUUCGCCGUCAUGUCUGCAUCCAUCACGUCUCUUCGGCCACUCUUACGGACAUUCGAGACAACAUACAACCUUGAGAGCAAAAACACUUCGCAACAAGACUCUCGGCUGAACUCGCAGUUGAAGUCAGGACACGCUUACCAUGCGUCGUACGACUCACGUCUUACCAUUAUAAAGGAUCAUGCCAAUCAGCAACAAUGGACAGAUGAACUGAGCUUGCCGAAUUUGGCGUAUUCUUCCUUGGGACAUGCACCAAGGCUCAACAGAGUAUCUACGGCGGUCACGGCGGUCCAUAACAAAGAUGACUUGGUUACGCGGGCAAGUCUUGCGUCACGGGAGGGCCUUCCAGCGGAUGCAAUUAUUAUCCAGAAGACACUUGAUUGGGAGGUACAGUAUGAGCGGAACAAUAAGUAG
Messenger RNA from Pochonia chlamydosporia 170, 1140 nucleotides. RefSeq lists its product as hypothetical. The transcript is spliced from 5 exons. The record is from RefSeq and is a predicted model, not a curated record. Lineage: Eukaryota; Fungi; Ascomycota; Sordariomycetes; Hypocreales; Clavicipitaceae. The coding region runs from base 1 to 1140 and encodes 379 amino acids.